UGGCCCAGGCCUUCUCACCCACCUGCCUAGCACUGUCCUUCCAGUAGCUCAAUGAAUUCCAGGAACUCAAGCCUCAGACGCAAUCCUUAACCAAUAGGGAGCCUCCAUGAUCUAGUAAAGCAAAGGAAUAAGAAAUCCAAGUUCACUGUUGUCGGGUACAGCUGUGACAUGGUGGUGUUUCUAAGACACAAGCAGCUAAACAUGGGAAACUGUUCUUCAGAAACACCAGCUUGUGCACUUUUUCUGUCAGAGAAUGAAAGGCAAAGGAGGCGGGGGACUCUAGAAGAUAGGACUGAAACAUAGAUAAAGGCAGAGAUAAGAAAGCUUCCUGAAUUUCAAAGACUGCUGAAUAUUCGGUGCUUUGAUUGGCAGAAAAAAAAAAUGGGGAAGAAAAGGUAAAGAAACCAGCUUGAAGUCUUUGCAUAUAGUUUCAAUUUAGAGUCAGAGCAGAGGAUGCGAUGCACAUCCUUUCAGCCUGUGGACUCUAAGGAGAAAGAAGAGGGACGGAAACGUAGCUGAGUUUUCUGGAGUGAGUCCGGGGAGCUGAAAUGGUAAAUAUGCUUCCAGAAGCAGGGAAACUUCUUGACUUCAAAAAAGUCAGCCUCGUGAGUUAUUAGUGCUUUGCUUGGCCGCUACCUGGAGAGGCUCUGGUGGAGAGAAGAGCUCAGGAGCAGGAGGAGCCGCAGCCUCAGUCGGACAAGCGCUCCCUGCUGAUCCUGCCACCUGAAGAAGGGCCUGGGAACAGCAGGGGCCAGAGCCAAUGCGGGUGAGCAGAGAGUGGCCAGGCCAGCUGGACCUUCCCAGGCACUGAGCAGGAGAGCUGCUGGGAGCACACUCACAACUCGAGAAAAAGAAGACGCUGCUGAUAACAUCUGAAAGGAAGGAGACCGUCAUUGUGCUGGGCCUGAGAUGUAACGCUGUACAAAUUGUUUUUUUUUUUAUGCACCAGCCUCCCAAGCAGUUUCCAGAGAUGGAUUAUCUUACUUUCCUUUUGGCUAUUCUUCAUGUACAUAAAGCUCUAUGUGAAGAGACAUUUUGGGACACGACUAUUAAAUUUGCUGAGAAUAUGACUCUAGAAUGUGUGUACCCAUCAGUGGACAUUACCCAGGUGGAGUGGUUUAAGAUCCACGAUGUGCAGAAGUCCAUAGGCUUGCUCCACCCCAUUUACGGUGUGGUCAUCCAUGAGCCCUAUGACAAGAAGCUUCACCUUUUGAACUCAACAACGGCUCCCAACACUGUGAUCCUCUCCUUUUAUAAUGCCUCUGAGACCGAUGUCGGCACCUAUUCCUGCUCUUUCCUGACUUACACACAUGGAACUUGGAAAAAGACAAUACGUGUGGUUCAGUCAGAUAGUUUUGAGACAGAUGCACCAUUGAAUUACCACAUCGUCUCAGAAUCUGGAAAAAAUGUCACACUCAACUGUCAGCUUCAGAUGGAUGGGCUGGUGCAUCAAGUCACCUGGGAAAAGAUCCAGCCCUAUCAGAUAGACCUCCUAACCUGCUGCAACUUGUCCCAAGGGAGGAGUUACACCUCAAAGUACCCCAGGCAAAUCCUUAGCAACUGCAGCCAGGGCAGCAGGAGCAGCUGGCUCCUCAUCCCGAAUGCCACCGCCUCGGACUCCGGGCUGUACCGCUGCCGCUUCUCUGCCCGCUCUGGAGAAAAUGAAACCUUCGUGGCAAAACUGACCAUCACUGACGGCCAGUCACCAUGGAGCACCCAUCUCAUGGUACAGCGUGGUGACACGGAUGGAGCCAAGAUCACUAAUGCAGUCCUGCUGCCUUGUGGAGGUAAAGCUGAUAGCCAGUAUCUCCUCUUUGUGGCUGGAGGGGUAGUUCUGUUGUUUGUUGUGGCAAUCGUCAUCAUCAUCGUCAUUUCUUGUAACAGAAGGAGGAGGAGACAGAAGUCCACCCCAUUUAAAGAGUCCUGGGAUACAAAGAGUAAGGCAGCCAACAACUACAGAAGCCCCUUCUCCAUCACUCAACCCAUGGAAGACACAAGGGAGGACAUCUAUGUCAACUAUCCUACCUUCUCUCGAAGACCAAAACCUAGAGUCUAAGCUUUUCUCUUGAUAUCAGCUAACUAAUGAUGACUAUUAAAUACAUGGAUCUUUAUAAUUUCUUCCUACCACCCAGUGACUGUCUUGAUUCCAGUUGACUAAACUUCUUUCAUUGGUAGAGAAAACACUGCAUGACCUAGAGAACAUCCUGAACAGGAGUGCUUCAGGACACCUGAGUCAUGUUAGCUCAUACAUAAGGAAAACUUGCUGGAUCAAGCAACAGAGGAACAGGGGAGACCAGACUUGAGUGAGCGUUACUUACCAGGGCUCUAAUGUUGUGUCUAGAUUUAGACAUGGCCGUAAGCUGGUUCAGAUCCCCUCCCACAGCAGUGGAUGCACUUGUCUGGCUUUGGCCUAACUCCCAUGCUGGCUUUUCUGUGUGCUUUCAAGAUGGCAGCCAACCACUGAAGUCAUUUGUGACACUGUUUGCAUUGGAUGAAGUGUUUGUUUUUUUUUUUUAACGCAGCAAACAUAUUCGAUUAUUUGCCUAUCAUCAAGCAGGCAUUGUGGUCAUUAAGGUGAGAUAGCUUACCUUAAUUAAGGGUUCACCUGUAAGAGCUGGAGGUGGGGACAAAGCACAUGAAGGGGCAAUUCAGGGUAUUAAAGAAGGAAAGGAACCAGGAAGCUGUGGUUGUUACUAAAUGUUGACUGCAAUGACAUUCCAAGACAUCUCUUACUAACCCACUAAAAAGUGAAACUAGAUUAGUUCUCUCUCUCUCCUCUCUUCUAGAAUCUUCUCUAUCAUCCAUAGUCCAGAAGAAUACCUGGCAGCACAAUGAAUGAAGUCAGAGAAAGAUAAAUGUGACAGGGUUACCAUUUUCUUUUCUAAUAGAAAAUAAAUUUAUCUCUGAAUCUAUGUAGAAUUCUUGCCACCACCCUGGGCCUAGCCUAAUGAGGAAGUGUGAUAGAGGGUCCAAGAAUAAAUAAUGUAAAUACUUUUAAUAUUGAUUUUUUUUCUUUUUGCUACCUUUGAGAAUUAUUUUUACUAUCCAAAUUCUCUCAAAAUGGACAGGAACCUAGGCAUUAAGUUCUCUAAAAAUAGUUUUGUGUGAAACUUGAAUACAUGAAGAGAGAACAUGGUUGGAAGUGGUGCUAUAGGGUUGUAGGGUAGAAAUUUGAGCCUGGAGUCGGGAGGGUAUGGAGAGGAAAUAGGAAAGGAGGGAAAGUCAUCGGGGAAUAAAGUACAAAGGGAAAUGUGGGCUUCACAGUUUGGACAUCUACCCUUGUUUUUACUAUCAUUGCUGAAAGAACUUCAUAUUUGGAUUCAUGAACUGUUUCCAUGAGUUUAUCAGCAUGACCCAGUGGAAAGGCCGUUCACCAGAAAACACUCUAGCAUCACGUUUAUCCAAGAUGCUAGGGCCAAAUCCCUGAGUUCACAUUGUGAACCCAUUUAGCACCAUUUAUAAAAUAAGCUGUUUCUUUUUCUCAAAAAGUUUAAAACGAUCUGGAAGAUUCUGAUAACCAAAUUCUCAUUGAUUAAUACAGGUGAGAAGUAAAACAUUUCUACAGUCUUAACACGAAGGACUAUAAAUCCCUUCAAAAGAAAAUAGCUACUGGGGUGACAGGCUUUCAUGAUGAAGCACUUAUGUGUGCUAGCCCCCAGGAUAUCUGAAACUCAUCUCUGUCUCCCUAUUUUUAAAUUUUUUUAAAAUAUCACACUCAAAAUAUUUAUGGGCAGUAUUUACUCUGUCCUUUUCUUCUUUUCCAUGUGGUCUUGCUAUUCGGGAGUUGGGAACCUCCUGCCGCCUGCUGAAGUUCUCCACUGCCUCAGCUCUUGGGCUGAUGAGCUUCUUCCCCAUUUCCUUCUGGGACACCCUAGCCAGGCACUGUCCUUGCAGUCUCUGUAAUCUCUGUAAUGCCACACCUACGGCACCAGGUCUUUGAACUCUACCCUCCCCCCUUGCUUUUCCUCUAAUCUGUGCUUACUGACCUGGGAGUUACUAGGAAAAUAGAUCAAAACAGAUCCUCAGAGUACAGAUCAAGAUGGGAAUUAAACUAUAUUUGUGUUUUUAUUUUUUUGCAAGAUGCUGCUUUGGAAGCAAGAUGCAGUCUUAAGAUUUUUGUCUGUUUUACAUGUAUAAUUUAUAUUGGUACAUAAUACAUCAUCAAAUAAAACCUAUGCUUCCUUUGAAUACAUGAUUUUAAUAUUUACAUUAAAAAUUACUAAUUAAGGAAAUUAGGGUGGCAUUGGUGGUAUAGUGAUGAGCAUAGCUGCCUUUCAAUUGAAGAGAUUACUAUUUGAUAAUAUGGUAAGUGUGUUAAAUGUCAUUAAAGAGGAUUCAGUUUAUCAGGGAAAGAGCACAUCUUUAAUAAAUAUAACUUACAGUAACUGUGUAUUGAUUAUAUUGUUAUCAGAGAGACUUUCAAACUUUGUGUACAGACUUUUAUGUUUCCUGAGAAAAUAGAGCACAAAGUUCUUUCAUUUAUUCAUUCUUUCUUUUUCUUUUUUUCUUUUUGUGGAGAUGGAGAGAAACGUGAGCCUUGUGCACGUCAGGCAAGUGCUCUGCCACUGAGCCCCACCUCCAGUCCAGAGUACGCAGUCCCUCAACUCACACUCACGUUUAUAGAUUGGGAGAAGUAAAUGAGAUUAUAAUUUUUAGUUAGGAAAAAUUCAAAUUUAUAGGAUGUUUUAAGUAAUUCAGUUUAUUAUUAAAGUGCUAUCCAUAUUUAAGUAUGCUGAAAAUCAAUUUAAAAGACAAAGUACAAUAAAAAUAAUUUUAUUUGAUUUGCUUUUACUUUAAAUAUCUAAAUGCUAUCAGUUUUUGUAAAAUGUAUCAAAUAAAAAUUUCCAGGACUUUGGAUCACUUGCCUAGGAUGUCUGAGGCCCUAGGUUCAAUUCCCAGUACUGCAAAUAAUAAUAAUAAUAAUAAUAAAAUUACAGUUGUAUUAUAGUAAUUUUUCAAAUUGGGAAAGUCUACAUUUUUAAUUAGAGAUCACUUUAAUCCAAUGCUUCUCCUAGAUUUUAUAUAAUAUGCUAUAUUUUGUACCGCUUACAUAGAAUUCCAGUGAGAUGCUUAUAAAGUAUAGGUGUAGAUGCUAAACUGUGACAACAAGGUUAACCUUUUCACCAUAAUGAUAUGAAAAUAUCUUUGAAGAUUGUAAAACUAUAAUAUGAACAUGAAAUAUUACUGGCUUAUUAUUAUCACUGGUUUGGGUCAUAUUAAAAUGUAAUGUCUAGAAGGUGCUGACCUUCACAUUUAGAUUUUGAUAUCAGUUAAUGUAUAUUUCCAUUGUUCGGUUUAUUGAAAUUAUUCUAGUAACCCUCUAGGAUCUUGUAGAUCUAUCUGAAAAUUAAAAGUAAUUUGCUUUCCUUUAAAUUUUCUAUUGCUGUGAUCCAAUGAACUUCUCGAAUCUACUGCAGUGCUUCUGAGGGAAAUUUUAUAGAUCUUCAGGGUUGGUUUACAUAUCAUAUUUUUCUAGAUUCAAAGCACUAACUAUGUUGUAAGAUGCUGUUAGAAAAAGUCUCAUUUGGGGUGGUAAUCCCAAUCCCAAAUCCGGGACGAUCCUGCCUAUUGUUCUUGUUUGAUGAAGUUAUAUGGUUACCUUAAUUAGAACACUGUUUCCAGUUAUUUCAGAUUUUCCAUUUGUUGGCCAUGCAAAUGUUUGCCUUCAUUUAUUGUAUUUUGUUGUUCUGAAUGAAUAAAAUGUAGUGUACCAUGA
Molecule: messenger RNA, 5716 nt
Organism: Marmota monax (woodchuck)
Lineage: Eukaryota; Metazoa; Chordata; Mammalia; Rodentia; Sciuridae
Gene: Cd226
Product: CD226 molecule
Exons: 8
Coding region: 941-2056 (371 amino acids)
Biological process (GO): cytokine production; positive regulation of type II interferon production; positive regulation of immunoglobulin mediated immune response
Cellular component (GO): external side of plasma membrane
Source: RefSeq, a predicted model, not a curated record